UCUUGGCUAGCUGAGCAAGUCUCCUGGCACUCACCAUGGUUGCUACUUGUCUUUCUGGAAACUGAAGAGAUUCUUCUGUCAGCUUGACCUUGGAAUGCUUUGUCCUGUGGAUGGAGCAAUGGUGUUUGGAGACACUUAGCCAUGGAUUUAUAUCUCAGGGCUGCAACGGGGAAGAGACAAAGGCCAUGAGUUGUGCUGGGGCAAGUGUUUGGCAUGUGCUGGAGCUUGGGUUGGACAUUGCCUAUGCUACCAUACUAACCUGUCUAGCACGAAGACCCAUGUUAAUUGUGAAUCUGCAAUGCCCACUGCAAAAUACAGCUACUUGCAAGUUGCCUGAGUUAGCACAAUGGCUGAUCACUCACUGAUGACCCAAAAUCUGGUCCCAUAGAGAUAUCAUAAAAAUCAUUCAUCACAUUGUCUGCAGCUACUUCCACCAACAUUUCAAACGGAGCACUCAUGGCAUUGCCUCCUACCCACCGCUCUUGCUGAUAGCUACACAUGACCCACACGCAUAUGCACUGCCCUGAGCCCCUCUUCUUUCGACUAUAAAACCAUGGCCUGCUCAACACAAACUUCAUCUCAUCUGCAAGCAAGAUCACCACACCUUCAGACUUUCAGAACCAAAGUGAAAUUUAGUUAGCCAGGAGCACAUCAGACUCAAACAUGAUCCAUCCAAAGAAGCUUGCUCAGCUGGCCAAAAAGUGGCAGAGGAAGGUCGCAGCCAGGGCCGGUGGUCAGCAAGCUGACGAGUGCUGCAGCACAGUCGCUGACAAGGGCUAUUGCGUGGUGUACACCGCCGACGGGGCGCGGUUCGAGGUCCCGCUGGCGUACCUCGGCACGACAGUCUUCGCUGAACUCCUGAGGAUCGCUGGGGAGGAGUUUGGCUUUGCGAGCAGCGAGGGAGGCAGGAUCACGCUGCCCUGCAAUGCCGCAGUUAUGGACUAUGUCUUGUGCCUGGUUAGGAGAGAUGCCUCUGAGGAGGUCGAGAGAGCGUUCUUGAGCUCCAUUGUUGGCCAUUGCCAUGGCCAAGAUGCAUUGAUGGGACCCACCAUCAAUUUGCUCUUUACACGUAGCUUAGCUAGUGAAAAUCUGGAAUUUUUUUGGUCAGAUCUCAAGAAAUUGUACAGUCUGAUAUAAGAUUGUAGUAUCAUAGGAAAUGAAACAUGGUGAAUAUAUCUUUUUCUCUCA
This is a messenger RNA of Triticum aestivum (bread wheat), 1188 nucleotides long. Its product is annotated as auxin-responsive protein SAUR36. Bases 664 to 1137 code for a protein of 157 amino acids. Lineage: Eukaryota; Viridiplantae; Streptophyta; Magnoliopsida; Poales; Poaceae. The transcript has a single exon. The record is from RefSeq and is a predicted model, not a curated record. Gene Ontology annotation, biological process: response to auxin.